AUGGGGAAAUCCGAUUUUCUUAGCCCCAAGGCCAUUGCUAACCAUAUCAAAUCCAAGGGGCUCCAGAAGCUGCGGUGGUAUUGCCAGAUGUGCCAGAAGCAGUGCCGAGAUGAGAAUGGUUUUAAGUGCCAUUGCAUGUCAGAGUCUCAUCAGAGACAGCUCCUUCUGGCUUCUGAAGAUUCUCAGCAAUUUAUGGAUUAUUUCUCAGAGGAAUUUCGAAAUGAUUUUUUAGGACUGCUUAGAAGACAAUUUGGCACAAAGAGAGUCCACAACAACGUAGUAUAUAAUGAGUAUAUCCGUCAUCGAGAGCAUAUCCAUAUGAAUGCCACCCAGUGGGAAACUCUGACUGAUUUUACCAAGUGGUUAGGCAGAGAAGGUUUCUGCAAAGUAGAUGAGACACCCAAAGGUUGGUAUAUCCAGUAUGUUGACAGAGACCCAGAAGCUAUCUGUCGACAACAAGAACAGGGGAAAAAAAGGAAGCAAGACCUUGAUGAAGAAAAAACUGCCAAGUUUAUUGAAGAACAAGUGAGAAGAGGUUUGGAAGGAAAAGAAAAAGAACAGCAAUGGCCAGUUUUCACCGAAUUAAACAGGGAAAAUGAUGAUGAAAAAGUUGCAUUUAUUUUGAAUAAAGGAGCAAAUACUUCAGGAACUUCUAAAACAAGUUCUUUGGGUUUUAGCGCUUUGACUGCAGCCUCAGUGAAACGGAAAGAAUCAGCCCACAGUUUAUCUCAGUCAAAAGAAAAGAAGAAGAAAUCUGCCCUUGAUGACAUCAUGGAGCUUGAAGAACAAAAGAAAAAAAGUGCUCGAACAGAUGAUUGGCUGCACCCUGAAAUUACUGUGAAAAUUAUAACCAAAAAACUUGGAGAGAGAUAUCAUAAGAAAAAGGGAGUUGUCCAGGAAGUAAUUAACAAAUACACAGCAGUGGUAAAGAUGAUCGAUUCUGGAGACAAAUUGAAACUUGACCAGACUCAUUUAGAGACAGUCAUACCAGCACCAGGAAAAAGAGUUUUGGUUUUGAAUGGAGGCUACAGGGGAAAUGAAGCAACUCUAGAGUCCAUCAAUGAGAAGAUGUUUUCUGCCACUGUCAUGAUUGAGACUGGCCCUUUAAAGGGUCGAAGAGUUGAAGGUAUUCAAUAUGAAGAUAUCUCUAAACUCACCUGA
Messenger RNA from Gracilinanus agilis (Agile Gracile Mouse Opossum), 1161 nucleotides. RefSeq names its product DNA/RNA-binding protein KIN17-like. The transcript has a single exon. NCBI's taxonomy places the organism in Eukaryota, Metazoa, Chordata, Mammalia, Didelphimorphia, Didelphidae. Gene Ontology annotation, molecular function: double-stranded DNA binding. Bases 1 to 1161 code for a protein of 386 amino acids. The record is from RefSeq and is a predicted model, not a curated record. Gene Ontology annotation, biological process: DNA replication; DNA damage response. Gene Ontology annotation, cellular component: nucleus.